AUGGAAGCUGUUAGUUUCGUAAGUAUUGGCUGCCCUGGCCGACCUCUUGCGACUAGAGAGCCCACGCUGGAUGACCUCUUGCCCGCAGACGAUGCACAAUGGGACCAAGGGAUUGUGGCGAAUAUUGAUUCACACAAGAUUUCAUCGCCAACGACCAACCAUAUGAGCAAAUUUGCAUUGUUGUGUCAAGCCGCCCGAUUACUAGGUCAGGUCCUUCACCAACUCUCGAACAGGACUCCCGAACAUGAUCACGGCGAUGACACCUGGAUGCAGCUAGACCGAACGUUGGAAUCGAUGCUCACAGCUGCACUUGACUUCGACUCGCCCGACUACGACCAAAUCACUUUCAUCUACAAGCAAGUCACCCUUUAUCGCUCCAGCGGAAAGAGCAGUGCUAAUGCAGAGACAUUAUUUGUCGUGGAAGGCAUUACGCACACGAUCAGAACAAGUCUACUUGAGCAACAAUGCUUGGUCGGCCGUGACCCGGAGAGCGUUUCGCCGUGGGGACUAUUUUUCGGCUACCGGAUCUGUGUGUACUAUGCGUGUUCCGACCAGAAAGAAGCAUACGCCUUGCAGAUCGUCGACAGCUUGAAAGAGGUGUUCCGAAAUAUCGAGGUCAGAUGGAACGCCGCAGGUAAACUCUUCUCCGGAUAUCUAUUCAUCGUUGCUGGUAUUGACCAUUAUUCCCAGGUGUCUACCUUCGGCUUCUGGAAGCACACGAGGUCAUGA
Messenger RNA from Exophiala oligosperma, 729 nucleotides. RefSeq lists its product as uncharacterized. Lineage: Eukaryota; Fungi; Ascomycota; Eurotiomycetes; Chaetothyriales; Herpotrichiellaceae. The transcript has 3 exons. The record is from RefSeq and is a predicted model, not a curated record. Bases 1 to 729 code for a protein of 242 amino acids.